This is a messenger RNA of Folsomia candida, 1568 nucleotides long. RefSeq lists its product as uncharacterized. The transcript is spliced from 3 exons. NCBI's taxonomy places the organism in Eukaryota, Metazoa, Arthropoda, Collembola, Entomobryomorpha, Isotomidae. The coding region runs from base 1 to 1263 and encodes 420 amino acids. The record is from RefSeq and is a predicted model, not a curated record.
AUGGCUGGAGACCUUACAAAACCUUUGGAAACAUUGCAAUACCUUUUUAUCGAGAGAUAUCCCUACUUUUACAAACCCCCGAUGGAAAUGCAAGUGUACAAGCAUACCAUCCGAAUGGUUAAAGUGCAUCGAAUUUUUGGCCUGGAGAAGGUCUGGAGAAGCAUUCCUUUAAUUGGCGGUGCUAUCGCCGUCAUAGCCCUAUUUCGAGCUACGAUUCUUGUUAGUCGCCAAUGCGCGCUGCAAUCCUGCCCCCUGCUCCCCCUCAAAGUAACGGGGUGGAGUUGGUUGGCCCUCAUGGUUGCUUGCGGGACAUGUGCCUACUAUCUCAUUUUUGUCAAGUUUAAUUUGGAAACCAUGCAAAGUUUGGAGGAACUUGGAAAUAUUAGAGGAAAACUGGUUAACGCUCAAGAAAGUAAGAAAGGAGCGAAAAGUGGGUCCAAGCCUAAUUUGGUUGGAAAAAUUCUCAUCUUUUGGAUAUGGAUAGCCUACUUGGUGACUCCAAUUGCGAUUUUCUUCAUAGUUCUUUUUGAUAUCGAUCCAUCAGCCCAACUUGUCGAAAAGUUUUGGCAGCAUUUUCCUUUUAUGAAGGUGUUGGCUAUAAAGAUUGCUUUGGGAAGUAAAGUCUUAUUUCAAUUGGGUGUAUUUGGAGGGCGAUAUCUUGUAAUCUUAGGAAUUGUCUACGAAAUAGAACGCCUUGGUCUUUGGUUUGGUGCAUUAGGAUUGUAUGCUACCAAUGGUCUUAUAGAUAUACUUCUCAGGAGGCAAAUUCUACUCCUAACUCCAACCUCUGAUAAUGCAAGAUCGAAUUGGAACCAUAUCCAAUGGUACAACGGUGUCCGCAUUCUGUUCCAAAUUCCAGAGAUACUUUUAUCAAAUGUGGCCAGUCUUGGAGCAAUUGCGAGUGGAUCAUCUAUUGUUGAAUGUGCAUACAUCUUGAUCAGACUUCACUCAUCUUUACCCUUUAAAAUGUCUACAGUAGCGUUUCCAUUAUUUUUGACAGCAAUAAUCUGCACCAAACUCGGAGGUGACAUGGCUGUCAACGUUUUUGAACAAUCGCGUUUAUUUUUGAUUGUAAUUCAUAAACGAAACAUUAAAGGAAAUCCGGGAUACAAAGUAGUGGACAGAUCAUUGAAGGCAAUGCGCCCAAUCAGUCUCCCCAUUGGAAUAUCCGGAGCAAGAUUAGCAGAAGUGACAAAGCAUUGCACAGCAGUCAUAUUUCACUUGAUAUUUGAUUUAACUAUUCAUGUAUUAAUGACAUUUUGAAGUAAUUCUUUCGCUACGGAGCUAUAUAAUCUGACACAUUGCAUACAUCUAUGUAUGUAAGUAAGUAAUGGUGAGAUGGGCUCAGAUUAGAAGUUACAUCUAUAACAUAAAUUGUAUAGUUUGUGUGAGUUAUUCUUAUUAAUUCUAAAAAUGAUUAUGAAUUUGGUUAUGCAUUUAGAAACUUCAUGCGAAAUAACAACUUGAAUUUGUAACAAGACAAUGGAAACUCAUAACGUAUUUAUGUAUCUUGUACUUGCAUGCAAAAACGGAAAAAACAGAUAAAUCAAUAAUUAAUGACAAUUCUU